Epinephelus fuscoguttatus (brown-marbled grouper) is the source of this 1243-nucleotide messenger RNA. It is a transcript of the gene psmb5, whose product is annotated as proteasome 20S subunit beta 5. Gene Ontology annotation, cellular component: proteasome core complex. Gene Ontology annotation, molecular function: threonine-type endopeptidase activity. The record is from RefSeq and is a predicted model, not a curated record. The transcript has 3 exons. Lineage: Eukaryota; Metazoa; Chordata; Actinopteri; Perciformes; Serranidae. The coding region runs from base 34 to 843 and encodes 269 amino acids.
CGGAAGUAGCUUGCUCAUCAGACAGUUUCAAAGAUGGCUCUUGCUAGUGUGUUGAACAGUGAUUGUGCGAAUUUUUCAUUUGAUAAUUGUCAACCAAAUGGCUUUGGUUGUGGACAGAGCAGUCUGGGAUUUGACGCUACGCCGGGAGACGGUCUUAGUUUUUCCGUCAAAAACCCGCUGUGUGCCGUGGACCAGGAUGACGUCGAAAGGAAAAUAGAGUUCCUGCACGGGACCACCACCUUAGCAUUCAAAUUCCAGCAUGGUGUUAUUGUAGCGGUGGACUCCAGGGCCACAGCAGGCUCCUACAUUGCCUCGCAGACAGUAAAGAAGGUGAUUGAGAUCAACCCCUACCUGCUGGGUACCAUGGCUGGAGGAGCUGCAGAUUGUAGCUUCUGGGAGCGCCUGCUGGCUCGCCAGUGCCGCAUCUACGAACUCCGCAACAAGGAGCGCAUCUCAGUGGCAGCAGCCUCCAAACUGCUUGCAAACAUGGUGUACCAGUACAAGGGCAUGGGACUCAGCAUGGGAACCAUGGUGUGUGGCUGGGACAAGAGAGGGCCAGGGCUGUACUAUGUCGACUCAGAGGGGAACCGUGUGUGUGGCGAUCUGUUCGCCGUUGGCUCAGGCUCCAUGUAUGCCUACGGUGUGAUGGACAGUGGCCUGCGGCAGGACCUGACUGUGGAGGAGGCCUGCGAGCUAGGCCGCCGCGCCAUCUACCAGGCCACGUACCGUGACGCCUACAGUGGAGGGCAGGUCAACCUAUAUCACGUCCACAGCGAGGGGUGGACCAGGGUCUCCCAGGAAGACGUCCUCAUGCUGCACCAGCAGUACAGAGAUCAGGCAUAAGAUCUAGAGCACAGAGUGAACCAGGAGGUGGGGCGUGAAUAGGGAGGGUUAGGAGUUUAUUCUCGUAUCUAAUGUUAAGAUGUUCUGAAAUGUCAGUAGAGUUGACACAUGAAUAAAAAGGACUCAUCUGCCGAUUGACUUCCACUUGCAUUAGUUCUGUUACUCAUUUUGACAUGUUGCUAACUUAAAGCUUCAUAUUGUACAUUUUUAACAAUGCCAGCUCCACUCACCCCACACAGAGUAUGAUUUGAGGGGCUGCAGAGACAGGGCUGAUGACUCAAAUGUGCUUUAAUACAGUGUGGGUGUAGUGUGGUGCUUGCCCUACAUACGUUUCAUUUGGAUCAUACAUUGGGAAACUACAUCAUCUUUCUCAAUAAAACCUGUGAUGUUCUUUUUUCAA